AUGCAAUCAUUUAAUUUCGCUUCAUUAUUUUUGAAAAGAACAUUGCGUUCAUUGCAACGAAUCUCUUCACCAUGUCGUUUUCAACAUGCACAAAAUCAGCCACCGUUAGUUGUCGAACGAGCUCUUCGUUCGAUUAAAAUGGAUGCAUUUGAAACAUCAUUAGUUCGAAAUUUUUGUAUCAUUGCUCAUGUUGAUCAUGGAAAAUCCACACUCGCUGAUCGAUUAUUAGAAUUAACAGGUACAAUUCCAAAAUCGAAAGAAAAUCGUCAAGUACUCGAUAAACUUGAUGUUGAAAGAGAACGUGGUAUAACUGUAAAAGCAGCAGCAGUUUCAAUGUUUUAUUCAUAUAAAAAUCAAACAUACUUACUUAAUUUAAUUGAUACACCUGGACAUGUUGAUUUUUCAACUGAAGUUGCACGUUCAUUAUCAGCAUGUCAAUCCGCUAUACUUCUUGUUGAUGCAGCACAAGGAAUUCAAGCACAAACAGUUGCUAAUUUUUUACUUGCUUGUGAUUCAUUUAUGGAAGUUAUUGCUGUUAUUAAUAAAAUUGAUUUAAAAGAAGCUAAAGUUGAAAAAACUAUAGCUCAAAUUGAAUCAGAAUUUGGAUUAUCAUCUAAAAAUAUUAUUCAAAUAUCUGCUAAACAUGGAACUAAUUGUGGAACAAUAUUAGAACAAAUUGUUGAACAACUUCCACCACCUAAUUAUUCUCGUACAGGUCUACUUCGAUUGUUUGUAUUUGAUUCAGUUUUUUCACCAAGUAUUAAUACAACAGUCAUUAAUGUUGCUGUUACGGAUGGAAUUGUUCGAUCAGGAGAUAAAGUUGCAAGUAAAUUAUCCGGAAAAAAUUAUACUGUACUUGAAACAGGAAUAUUUAUGUAUCCUGAUCGGGUCAAAACUGAUGCGUUAUAUGCUGGUCAUGUUGGAUAUAUUAUUUGUGAUACAAAACAUAUUCAAGAUACAAUUGUUGGAGAUACAUUUUAUCAUCAAGGUGUUAAUGUUGAGCCAUUACAAACAUUUAAAGUACCUAAAGCAAUGGUGUUUGCUGGAUUUUUUCCAUUUGAUGAAGCACAAUAUAACAGUUUUGAACAAUCUAUUGAACGUUUAGCAUUGAAUGAUACUGGUGUACGAAUAUUAUCGACAUCAAAUCCAGCAUUUGGUAAAGGCAUGCGAAUUGGAUUUUUAGGUUUACUUCAUAUGGAAAUCUUUAAUCAACGUUUACAAUCUGAAUUUUCACAACAAGUUAUAACUACAUUUCCUGGCGUUGCUUAUCAAUGUCGUAUUGUUGGAAAAGAUAAUAUUAAAGAUUAUGGUUCAGAAAUUUUAACUAUAUCAGAUCCACUUAAAUGGCCUGAUACAAAUAUAAUACGUGAAACAUUUGAACCUAUUGUUGAUGGUCAAAUUCUUACACCAACACAAUUUGCACCAAUAAUUAAAUUAAUUUGUGAUGAACGACGAGGAAAUUUAAUUGAAGAAUAUUGUAUAGAUGAAAAACGAACAUUAUUAAAAUAUAAAUUACCUUUAGCUGAAAUAGUUUAUGAUUUUUUUGAUCAACUUAAACAAGUUACAUCUGGUUAUGGUACAUUUGAUUAUGAAGAUAGUGGUUAUGAAAAAUCGAAUAUAGUUAAAAUGCGUUUUUGUAUUAAUAACGAAGAUAUUGAUGAAUUAUCCGUAUUAUGUCAUGCUAAACGUGCACAAGUUAUUGGAAAAGAAAUUGUUAUUAAACUUAAAGAAAAUAUUGAACGACAACAAUAUGCUAUUAAAAUCGAAGCAAAAGUACAUUCAACUGUACUUGCAAGACAAAGUAUUCCAGCAUAUAAAAAAGAUGUUGGAGCUAAAUUAUAUGGUGGUGAUAAAACACGUUUAAUGAAAUUAUUAAAACGACAGGAAGAAGGCAAAGAACGAAUGAGAUCAAUUGCUAAUAUACAAGUACCACGUGAUGCUAUUAUUGCAGUAUUAAAAAGAAAAUAG
Rotaria sp. Silwood2 is the source of this 1968-nucleotide messenger RNA. The record is from the annotation of a GenBank genome assembly. Lineage: Eukaryota; Metazoa; Rotifera; Eurotatoria; Philodinida; Philodinidae.